This is a messenger RNA of Gigantopelta aegis, 1833 nucleotides long. RefSeq lists its product as uncharacterized. The transcript has a single exon. Gene Ontology annotation, biological process: DNA replication. Lineage: Eukaryota; Metazoa; Mollusca; Gastropoda; Neomphalida; Peltospiridae. Gene Ontology annotation, molecular function: DNA-directed DNA polymerase activity; DNA binding; nucleotide binding. The record is from RefSeq and is a predicted model, not a curated record. Bases 1 to 1833 code for a protein of 610 amino acids.
AUGACCAUCUUCGAGUCUGAAACUGUACCCAGUCCCAUUGCCCAAGUUCCAAGUGAGGGGUACAUCCAAAAAGAUCAGUUCAGCAGAGUGUCCAUCCAGUGGUUGGAAUGGGUUCAACACCGAAAUCAGAACAAGUACCAGAUACAGCAUGCACUCAAUGGAGGGGAACAUCAGGUACCAGGAACUCAUUACCGACUGGAUGGUUUCUGUGCUAAGACAAACACGGCCUUUGAAUUCCAUGGCUGCUUGUGGCACGGCUGUCGACACUGCUUCCCACACGAGCGUUCUAACACCAUCCAUCCUAGAACCAAUCAAUCCAUUGAAGAACUGUAUGCCCUAACCUGUAGAAAGAGAGAAGAACUGAAACUGAAAGGAUACAAAGUCAUCGAAAUUUGGGAACACGAGUUUAACCAUCUUCUGAAAUCCAACCCAGAGCUGAAGCAAUUUGUGAACUCUUUGGAUCUUCAAGACCGGUUAAAUCCCAGAGAUUCAUUCUUUGGAGGAAGAACGAAUGCCAGCACGUUGCACUAUAAAGUCAAAGAAGGGGAAGAAGUCAAGUACGUGGAUUUCACGUCUCUAUAUCCUUGGGUCAACAAAUAUUGUCAGUAUCCCGUAGGACAUCCUGAAAUCAUACACAAGGAUUUCAAGCCACUGCAUCAAUACUUUGGAAUCGCCAAGGUGAAAGUUGCCCCUCCUAGAAAACUGUACCAUCCUGUUCUGCCUUACCGUUCCAAUGGAAAACUCAAAUUUCCUUUGUGCAGAACCUGUUCGGAUCAGGAACUACAAACACCAUGCCAUCAUUCGGAUGAAGAGAGGAACAUCAUUGGAACCUGGUGCAUACCCGAAAUUCUUAAAGCCGUGGAAAAGGGGUACCAAGUCACCACAGUGUACGAGGUCUACCAUUGGCCUGAAACAACCCAGUACGAUCCAACAACAUGUGACGGCGGUCUCUUUGCCGAGUACAUCAACACCUUUCUCAAGCUAAAACAAGAAGCCAGUGGAUGGCCUGAAUGGUGUUUGACAGAUGAAGAUAAAGACCAAUACAUGAGGCAAUAUCGAGACAAAGAGGGCGUACAGCUGGAUAAACAUAAAAUCACAAAGAAUCCGGGACUUCGUUCGCUGGCUAAACUGUGUCUGAACAGUUUCUGGGGGAAGUAUGGUCAACGUCUGAACAUGAAACAGUCUGCCUUCAUCCACGAAAGCAAUGCAGACGUUUUCUUCCAGAUGUUGGCAGAUACCACCAAAGAAGUUAUCGAUUUCCACGUGUUGACAGAAACCAUUUUGCAGCUCGAAUACCAACACAAAUCCACCUUCAUCCCAGAAGAUUUAAAAACCAACGUUUUUCUGGCGACGUUUACCACUUCCUGGGCGAGAUUGAAGUUAUACAGUGUGUUGGAACAGCUGGGCGAAAAUGUGUUGUACUACGACACGGACUCGGUCAUUUUCGUGGCAAGACCUGGAGACUAUCAGCCCCCUCUGGGAGAUUAUCUUGGUGAAUUGACUGACGAAUUGGAUGGUCAGUUCAUCACCGAAUUUGUCAGUGGAGGUCCAAAAAAUUAUGGCUACAGAACCAAUAAAGGCUCAGAAGUGUGCAAGGUGCGAGGUUUUUCCUUAAACUAUGCCAAUGCACAGCUCAUCAACUUUGAAGCUAUCCGCGAGAUAGUCUUGUCACCCACCAGAGAUGCUACCCUGACCGUGACGAACCCAUCCAAAAUUUCAAGAGAAAAAAGGAAGAGAAAAAUUUACAACAAAGUGGAAGAGAAAAGGUACAAGAUAGUGUACACCAAGCGUGUCAUUCAAGACAAUUUGGACACUCUUCCUUAUGGCUAUUAA